This is a messenger RNA of Klebsormidium nitens, 1789 nucleotides long. The record is from the annotation of a GenBank genome assembly. Lineage: Eukaryota; Viridiplantae; Streptophyta; Klebsormidiophyceae; Klebsormidiales; Klebsormidiaceae.
UGAGCACUGACCAUCAACAGUCGCAGUGCUCACUGACACUGGCUGACAUCAGCAGUGCUCGAAACUCUUGUAGCUUCUGCAUUGCAAUUUGCAAAUUGCGCCUGCAUUGCAGAUCGUGAACCAGAAGAAGAAGCAGGAAGCGGGUUGCGGAACGCAGAGGGUUGGGAGCAGCUUACCUUUCCGCAGCUUGUUAGCGGUCAUCAUGGCAACGGCGCACAUUGUGUCCCUCCAGACAGCUCAUGCUGGCCUGGUAGGGUCUCUCUGCAAUGCGCAAGCAUCACCGCAACCAAGCAGGGUAGCAUUGCCAUUGAAGGCAAGAUCUUCACUCCUAACCUCAGAGAGGGCCUUUGCGGGCGUGGCCCUCAAAAUUGAUGGACAGCGGUAUGCAAGGAGGUCUCAGCAGGCUCUUAGAGUCAAUGCUCUCCAGACUGCCACUGAAGUGUUCCCGGCAGCGCUUGAGGAGGCUUCGGACCCCCCCAUGAACACGGCAAAGAACAAUGCCCCUUUCACCGGCACAAUUAAGUCAGUUGAGAGGAUCGUUGGUCCGAACGCGACGGGAGAGACCAAGCACAUCGUGAUUGACCAUGAGGGCAAGCUUCCCUACUGGGAAGGGCAGAGCUAUGGGAUCAUUCCUCCGGGUGAGAACCCAAAGAAGCCAGGCAAGCCGCAUACGGUCAGGCUGUAUUCCAUUGCCUCCACUCGGUAUGGUGACGACUUUGAUGGGAAGACUGCCAGCCUUUGUGUCAGGCGUGCCGUGUAUGUGGACCCUGAGACCGGCAAGGAGGAUCCUGAGAAAGCGGGUAUCUGCAGUAACUUCCUGUGUGAUUCCAAGCCCGGGGACAAGGUGCAGAUCACAGGCCCCAGCGGCAAGGUCAUGCUCAUCCCGGAGGAGGACCCCAACGCCACCCACAUCAUGAUUGCCACCGGCACGGGGAUUGCGCCCUUCCGGGCCUACCUGCGGCGCUUCUUCAUGGAGGACGUUCCCAGCUUCAAGUUUGGCGGGCUGGCCUGGCUCUUCCUGGGGGUGGCCAACACCGACAGCUUGCUGUACCACGACGAGUUCUCCAAGUACAAGGAGGAGUUCCCCGACAACUUCAGGUACGACCUUGCCUUGAGCAGAGAGCAGAAGAACAAGGAGGGCGGGAAGAUGUACAUUCAGAACAAGGUUGCCGAGUACGGGAAUGAGGUGUUUGAUAUGUUGGACAAAGGUGCCCACAUUUAUUUCUGCGGGCUCAAGGGUAUGAUGCCGGGCAUCCAGGACUCGUUGAAGCAGAUUGCGGAGAGCAGGGGGGAGAGCUGGGAGGAGAAGCUGACGCAGCUCAAGAAGAACAAGCAAUGGCACGUGGAGGUCUACUAGAGAGGGAACACAAGUAUGAAUCAUUGGCUGUGAAGAGUCUGGAAGGUCAACGGCACAUUCAAUUGCUCAUUCUUGGAGACUGCGCUGGGUAGGUUAUACACUCUCACAGAUCAUCGGCGUUCGCUGGAAAGGUUGUUGCACAGGUCCGCAACAUUUUCUGGUUGGACAGUCCGCGCAGGCGCAAGCUCGCAGUCAGGGGUCUGUUUGAGCUUCGAACUCUCGUUGGUUCCCUUUGCUUCAGAUGUAUUUGCGUUGUAGGAACCAGUGUUUAGGUACUUGUAAAUGUUAUCAGCAUUUAAAAAUUGGACCAUUGCUGUCAGAAGCAUCCUAACUGAAACUGGUUUCCACCACCGCGCGGCGUUGCAGCAGACAGAGUUAUGCUCAAUCGCCAGAGUCUAGCUAGACUCUUGCCUGAUAUUGCAUCAAUGGUCC